AUGAUUAAUGCUAAACUUGUUACAUGUGGAUUGUGUCAGAGUUACUAUGCUGAUCCUCGACAGAUUCCCUGUUCACAUUCAUUUUGUUUUGAUUGUAUAUCAGGGCGUUUCAAUGAGGAAACAUUAACAUUAAUAUGUCCAAAAUGUGAAAAGCUUCAUCAAUAUAAAUCAAUAGAGGAAUUUCAUAAUCGAUGUAUGCGUGAUGGAUUUCUGGCAUCAAUGGUAACUCAAUUUAAACGAAGUCAAAGUCGUUCAUCAGCAACACCAUCAGCUUUAUCAUCACGUCCACCAUCUUCAUUUUCACAUACAUCAACAAUUCUUUCAUCAACACCAAUACCUCGUAUACGAGCACAAGAAAUAGAUAUAAAUAAUCAUGAUCAAUCAGGUUCUGAACGUUCAACACCAUCAGUUUUUAAUCAACAAAGACCAUCAUCUGUUGCACAACAAACAACAACACGUGCACUUAUUGCUAAAUGUCAAUCAUGCAAUAUACGAGGAGAAUUAAUUGUAUGUAGUCAUUGUGAUAAUGCUAUUUGUACUAAAUGUGCUGAUGAACAUCAGAGUGUUAUUAAUAGUGAUGUUAAACGAGAAUGGGAUUUAUGUAAAACACAAUUUGAAACAAUUAAUGAGAAAUCAACACGGUUUGAUCAAAAUGAAGAGGAAGUUAAUAAUAAAGCACGUAGUCUACAGACAUUUAUUAGUAAACAAAGUGGUAAAUUAAUACAAACAGUGGAACAUCAUAAAAAUACGUAUAUUGAUAUUAUUGAAAAACAUCUUCGAACUUAUAAACAAUCUUCUGCUCAUGAGCAAGUUGUUGAUGAAUAUGAAUCGAUUGAUAAACGUGUUGGAGAGUUAUUCAAGUCUGCUGAUAUCACUACUGAUAAAAUUAGUGAUUUUUUAUUUGAAAUUGAACAUCUUGAAGGUCGAUUAGAUAGUUUAAAUAAAAUUCUCGAUUCAAGUCAAUUAAAAUUUCCUUUACUCACAUUACCUGAACAAGUCAAUAUAUCAUCACUUUUUGGUACUCUUCAAUUUGCUCAAUUAAAUACUGAAUCACCUACAUGUGAUCAAUAUUCCUUACCAAUUACAAAUGGUUAUUAUGAUUCACAAAUAAAAUCUGAAGAUGAAGAUUAUGUUGUUAUUGGUUCAUCAAAUCAUAAUCAUUUCAAAAAUAUUUUAUCAAAUCCAAUCGAACAACUUUCAUCAUUAUCAUCUAUUUCAAAUAUACCAAAAAAAAAACUUUUAUGGCAAAUUGAUUAUUUUUCUGUUCCAUAUUAUGUUCGGACAUAUGGAAAUCAAUUAUUUAUUUGUGAUAAAUAUGGUUCAUUAGCAAUAUACAAAUUAAGUAAAGCUAAUGAUAUUCGACAAAAACCAAGUUUAGUUCGUGAAAUAAAAUUAUUUAAAGAUUUUUCAACAUUAACGGCAACUGAUGAUGAUCAAACAAUAAUUGAUUCAUUUGUUGUUUAUAAAUUAUGGAUCAUUGUAUUUAAACGUAAAAAAAAUGAAUUACAUGGUACUAUUUAUUUAUUUACACAUGAUGGUAAACCGAUACACAAAGGUAAAUGUAUACAUAAUUACCCAUCACGUGAAUUAACAAUGGAUACAGAAAAAAAUAUACUAUGGUCAUUAGAUCAAAAACAACUUUGCCUUUUUUAUUAUGUUUUACCGGAUACAGAACCAACUAAUCAUGAAGAAUAUUUUCAGAAUCGUCAUUCACAUGUACAAUUUUCUAAACCAUUCGCACCAAUACAUAUAUCUGUUAAUAAAAAUGCUUUAGCUGUCUUAGAUAAAAAUCGACAAGCUGUACAUGUUUAUGAUAAAAAAACUAAACAAGAAUUAUAUGAACAUGUUAAUAUAUAUGGUAAUUCAACACAUUUUUGUUGGGAUAUGGCAUUAUUUUCUGAUAAUAGUUUACUUAUAAAACUUGAUGAAAUGAGUACAUUAAAAUCUGGACCAUCAAAACAUAUCUAUUUACAACUUGAUACAACAAAAAAACAUAAUAUUAUUGGAACAAUUGAAGAAACCGAUGCAUAUGGAAUGAUGAUCACGACAACAGAUGAAAUUCUUAUUGGUGUUAGAAUAAAUACAAAAGGCAUUGUCAAAUGUUAUAUUUAA
This is a messenger RNA of Rotaria sp. Silwood1, 2112 nucleotides long. The record is from the annotation of a GenBank genome assembly. Lineage: Eukaryota; Metazoa; Rotifera; Eurotatoria; Philodinida; Philodinidae.